This is a messenger RNA of Zingiber officinale, 1146 nucleotides long. RefSeq names its product subtilisin-like protease SBT4.8. The record is from RefSeq and is a predicted model, not a curated record. The transcript has 5 exons. Gene Ontology annotation, biological process: proteolysis. Gene Ontology annotation, molecular function: serine-type endopeptidase activity. Bases 1 to 1146 code for a protein of 381 amino acids. Lineage: Eukaryota; Viridiplantae; Streptophyta; Magnoliopsida; Zingiberales; Zingiberaceae.
AUGGAGUUUCGUACAACGAGGUCAUGGGAUUUCCUCAACUUUACGCAGAUAGUUAAUAGGAAUCCACAAUGGAAAGUAACGUCAUCAUUGGAAUGUUUGAUAUUGGAAUUUGGCUGGAAUCCAAAUCUUUCAAUGAUAAGGGAUUGCGACCUCCGCCAAGGAAAUGGAAGGGUGCUUGCCAAAAUUAUCGGCGCGCGUUACUAUAAUGGCGGAGGCCUUUACCAGUCGGACGAAGCAUCUCCGCUCGACUUCAUAGGUCACGGGUCGCACACAUCUUCCAUCGCCGCCGGCCGGAGCAUCUCCCAGGCCAGCCUCUACGGCCUCGCGAAGGGCACUGCUCGGGGGGCCGUGCCGUCGGCGAAGCUCGCUGUGUACAAGGUGUGCGCGUCGUUCUUGUGCUACGAGCAUGACAUCUUGGCCGGAUUUGACGAUGCAAUCUCCGAUGGCGUCGACAUCAUCUCCGCGUCAAUCAGCUACCCCUACCAUGCCCAUGAUUACUUCGACGAUGCGAUAGCAAUUGGUUCGUUCCACGCCAUGGCGAACGGGAUUUUAACGUCGACCGCCGCCGGGAACUCAGGGCCAGGUCAUUACUCGGUCGGCAACGUGGCACCGUGGUUGAUAUCGGCGACGGCGAGCAGCAUCGAUAGGCACAUAAUUGGCAGGGUGGUCACGGGAGACAAUGUGUCCACUACGGGAAGAUUAUUCUCUGCAACGCAUGAUGGAAGUUUUAUUGAUAUUGAAGGAAUGAUAUAUGUACAAGAUUUUGAACUUGACGUUUCCUUCUCAUUUCCAAAGCCAGCCAUUAUAGUCAGCUCCGUGGAUGGCUUCAAUCUUUUGCGCUACAUAAACAACACUGAAAAUCCAGUGGCUAACAUCCACAAAAGUGAAGAAAUUUUUUACUCCGAGGCUCCCCAGGUCGCUUCAUUCUCAUCGAAAGGCCCCAACGGCAUCACCCCUGACAUCUUGAAGCCUGAUAUAAGAGCUCCAGGAAUUGACAUUUUGGCCGCUUGGUCAAAGGUUGCGUCAGUAUCCGGCUACUCCAAAGACACAAGGGUCGUAGAGUUCAACAUAAUCUCGGGCAGUUCCAUGGCUUGCCCGCACGUAACCGGCGCCGCCGCCUACGUCAAGUCCUUCCACCCAAACUGA